UUAUUUUUAAGUUUUAAUAUGAUAUAAUUGUAUAUAAUAGUGAUAGUAUUGUUAUACAUCACCUUCUAACUUAUUUGUUCACAUUUUAGUCUGAAAAAUGACGAAAAACUUUGUGUCGCGACAAACGGGGUCGCUCGCAGUGGCUUUUCAUAGAACUACGACUGAAUACAAAGCGCAUGCGCCAUAAAAAUUUUGUGUCUCCUGGCGUUGGCGGUUGUUCUUGUUGCUUGUUUGUUGAUUGUGAUUGGUCUGGAUGUUAAACGCUAACUGCAAAGUAAAAAAUUUCUUGUGUCGUUCCACAAAGUUUUCAACUUGUAAUCUUGUAUUUUUAUAUAAUAUUUUUUAUUUAACGCCGGGUUUAUUCUGGCUAAUUAAAGUCUAUUAUUUUAAAGAGUUUAGUUAGAAUAUUAUACAGAUAUGGCAAGAAUUGGCAAGAAGAGGAAGAGUGAAGCAGCGGAAGCGUCGGGAGAAAGUGUGGAGAAUGGGUCGCCUGCAACCGAAGACUCUAAAGCUGAUGGCGUUGAAGUCAAGACUGAAACCGUAGAAUCCAAAACAUCAGAGCCCAAGGCCAAGAAGGCCAAAAAAUCCACCUCAAUCAAUGGCAAGCUAAAAAAGAGAACAGCUUCGGAUCCAGAAAGGAAGUCUUCUCGAGUUCCUCCAAAAAGAGAGGUCUUCGAGUCGGAGGUCAGCGAACCAAAGAAAAGGAAGAAGUCAAAGCCUUCGAAGGAUUAUGAGGUUGAGAAGCUGAUAAAAUCAAGAGUGUUCAAGGGUAAAACCGAGUAUCUUGUGAGAUGGAAAGGUUACAGCCCAAGAAGUGAUUCUUGGGAACCCGCCAAAAAUCUGUCCUGCGACGCUCUCAUUGAAAAGCUUUCCGACGAACCUGCUCCAAAAAAGAAGAAGACUUCGAUCAAGCCCAAGAAGUCUCCCAAGAAGAAGAAGAAGGAGGUUGUGGCCAAGAAGGCCAAGUAAAAAAUGAGUAAAAAUACCAUGGAAAAUGAGAGCAACUUGAAGAUGUGAUUGAACGAAGUUUGAUUGCGCACAGUUUUUAUAAUUUCUUUCAUUUUGAUUAUUUGACAAGUUGUUCGUUCAUUUGUAUCAAGUGACGAUAAUUAUUAUAAUUACAAUUUCUAGUUAUAAUAUUUAGUUUAGUAGGUUACUAUAAUAAUUAUUGUAACGUGCUCCUUAUACAUGUUGAUGAUUUCAUUCUAUAGAUAUUGGAUUAUGUAUGACUAGAUGUUGACAAAGCUGUGUGCAUUAGUAUCAUGUGAGCUACUAAAUAAAAUUAUCCCCAGGUGGAUAUCAUCAAAAUUUAAUUUUCGGUUGAUCGGAUGGAAAUUUCCAAUGUAUUUGAUAUUGGAAUUGAUGCAAGAAAGAGGUCUAUAUAAUAUUAUAUACUUUAUUGUUACCUAUGUGAUGUAUCCUUUGAUUUGCAUAUUCAUCUUAACUACAAUAUUGGAAGUAUGAUAUUUUUUAAGAUGACGACUAUUCAAAUUGAUGAAAUUUUUAUUCAUUGCGGUACAGGGUACAUAUAAAACUAUGUACUAUAUUAACUAUAUUAAUUUUAUUCUAUGUAGCAGUAAAACGUCCAAGUAUCUUCAUCUCUUAUAUUUACAUUUAAUUCAGUUAACAAUUUUAUACUUCUUUACGAUGGAUAUUCUAUAUUUAGUUUUUUAGAAUUCGGAUUUUCCUGGCUUUUCUUGUUUUGAUAGUUAUUCACGUCAUGUAGAUGAUAGUUUUCCAAUAAAUAAGAACUUGAGGUUUUUGUAAUUGUUACAUGAAAAUGUCCAACAUAUUCUAGCUUUUAUUUGAAAUGUUGUUCAAAAGAAAUGUUGAAUUCGAUUAUUCAAAUUAGAAAUUCCAUUGGUAUUUUUGUUUAGAACUGACAUCUCACUUUCAUGUUGAAAUAUGAAUUUCUGGUAUGCAUUGCUCCAUUAAUAUUUGUUUUAUUAUUGACUGGAAAUGUUUAAAAGCUUAAUUUGUUGAAUGCAACGGUGUUCUGUCAACAUCAAAGUGUCCACUCCUAUUCGCACCGUUGCAGCUACUGAAAUCCUGUAGAUCUCUGUAAAAUUUAAUUUCUUCAACUCUUGUAGAAUUUAACUCAAUAGAAAAUUGAAUUUUAUGUAAACCUCGAGUACAAAACAUAAUUCAGUACAAACUAAGACACCUCAAUUGCUCUACUCAAAGUUCUGUUCCAUCCUUUAUCAUAUAAUAUUAAUUAUGCGUGCAAUCAUCCCAGUUUAAUACUUAUAAACACGUUUUCCAAAUGUAUCAAGAUAUUGUGUGUUAUUUGUAAAAUUAUUAUUUGAGAUUCAAGAUUUAGUAAUAAAUGUACGCAUUUGCAUAAAUGUAAAAAA
Messenger RNA from Nilaparvata lugens (brown planthopper), 2354 nucleotides. RefSeq names its product chromodomain Y-like protein. The record is from RefSeq and is a predicted model, not a curated record. The coding region runs from base 418 to 969 and encodes 183 amino acids. Gene Ontology annotation, biological process: chromatin organization; negative regulation of transcription by RNA polymerase II. Gene Ontology annotation, cellular component: pericentric heterochromatin. NCBI's taxonomy places the organism in Eukaryota, Metazoa, Arthropoda, Insecta, Hemiptera, Delphacidae. Gene Ontology annotation, molecular function: chromatin binding. The transcript is spliced from 8 exons.